Tinamus guttatus (white-throated tinamou) is the source of this 321-nucleotide messenger RNA. RefSeq names its product pancreatic progenitor cell differentiation and proliferation factor (gene PPDPF). Gene Ontology annotation, biological process: cell differentiation; multicellular organism development. The record is from RefSeq and is a predicted model, not a curated record. NCBI's taxonomy places the organism in Eukaryota, Metazoa, Chordata, Aves, Tinamiformes, Tinamidae.
AUGGCAGCGAUCCCGUCAAGCGGCUCGCUUAUGGCAACACACAAUUACUACCGAAGGCGCCUGAGCUCGACCUCAAGCAACAGCUCCUGCGGCAGCGCGGACUACGCUGGCGAGGUCAUCCCGCACCCGCCGGGUCUCCCCAAGGCGGACCCCGGGCACUGGUGGGCCAGCUUCUUCUUCGGCAAGACGCCCGCCCCGGCCAUGAGCACGGUGUCGGAGUCCCCGGAGCGCCUGGGGCCGGGCUGCGACAUGGGGCCGGGGGCCGGCAGGAAGCGUCACGCGAGUGAGCCCAGCCAGCCCCGCGCGGGGCCCUCGGCGUGA